This is a messenger RNA of Periophthalmus magnuspinnatus, 4343 nucleotides long. It is a transcript of the gene scn1ba, whose product is annotated as sodium channel, voltage-gated, type I, beta a. Lineage: Eukaryota; Metazoa; Chordata; Actinopteri; Gobiiformes; Gobiidae. Gene Ontology annotation, biological process: cardiac muscle cell action potential involved in contraction; regulation of heart rate by cardiac conduction; sodium ion transport. The record is from RefSeq and is a predicted model, not a curated record. The transcript has 6 exons. Gene Ontology annotation, cellular component: voltage-gated sodium channel complex. Gene Ontology annotation, molecular function: sodium channel regulator activity. Bases 421 to 1095 code for a protein of 224 amino acids.
CCUGAACAAAUAUUAUUUAAAACUUCCAAAACAAAAUUUGUCUUCUAUUUUGACAUUCAGUCCAAGCUAUAUACCAUUAGUCUUCCACACAAUAGCCUAUUAUAUAUUGGUAAUUACUGUCAGUAGUCCUUGAAAUACCCCAGACCGCCUCUCUGCUUGCUUUGCCUGUAUAAAUAGUUGAACAAAAGCCCUAUUUGGAACAAGGGACGAAACUCAAACCCGUGGAGUGAUUGGUAACCGGACACUGCCACGAAAGGAGCCAGCACGCUUUGCUUUGGUGUCUGAGAAGCUCUCCAGGUGAAGAACUAAAGUGGGAAGAAGAGGAGGAGAAAGAGGAGGACCCAAGGUGGAGCACUCCCACAGCUUGAAAACCUCCACGGAGUUUGGUGUGUUUGUGUCUGUCUUUCUCUCUCUUUAAGGAUGCGGGUUGGAGAAGGGAGGCGGUUGAUAUCCUGCGUGGUCCUGGUGGUGGUACUUCAAGCGUUGCAGUGCUAUGGAGCUUGCGUGGAGGUUGACUCGGACACAGAAGCGGUCGUUCACGAGGGUUUCAAACUUGGCUGUAUCUUCUGUAAGAUGAGAGGGGAGGUGCAGGCCAUGGCCUCGGUGGAGUGGUAUUUCAUGGCAGCAGACGAGACUGAGUACUCCCUACUGUACACGUAUGAGGACAAAGCUGGCAACAUCAUGGACCCGCGCUUCGACUUUCGUCUGGCCUGGAACGGCAGCAAAGACACGAUCGACCUACAGGACGGCUCCAUCUACAUCCUGAACGUGACCUACAAUGACACGGGGACGUACCGCUGCGUGUUCCAGAGGACGCUGCUCUACUCUAACUAUAGGUGCCAGACCAACAACAGCAAGACCGUGCAACUGCAUGUAGUGUCCAAAUUGACCAGAGGAAUGGCAUCCAUCUUGUCAGAGAUCAUGAUGUAUGUGUCCAUCAUCGGGCUGCAGUUCUGGCUCGUGGUGGAGAUGAUCUACUGUUACCGGAAGAUCGCGGCGGCCGGGGAGGAGGCCCUGAGAGAGAGCGCGGCUGAGUAUUUAGCUAUAGCGUCGGAAAGUAAGGAUAACUGUGCAGCCGAGCAGGAGGCAGAAUAGCACUGGUCUAGGAGGAAUUCAAGAAGAGUUUCGGUGAAGUGAGCUGCGUUCAUGCAUUUUUCAUGGACUCUCAAGACCUUCCACCAUCACCGGCACAUGCUCACCCCUCCACGUGAUGAGCCCCACGCAACGCACUCAGACUGGGGCACGAGCUAUGGACUUCAGCUUGGACCAGGACAGGGCAUCACCGGAGCACUGGAGGCUUGUACAUAUGUGUAAACACCAAGGACUCCCAUGUACUUUAUAUAUACAGGACAUGAUAGGUGCGCACAAUGUGUAGUCACUAUUUGCAUGAAAGCUUUGAAAAGAUAACAUGCUACUGGUGGUUUGUACAUUAAUCUGUCACACGUAUUAUAGACGAUACAAUUUGAAAAUAUCGGUUUCAAAUGUUUAAAAUAUUUUCCAGGAUUUGUUGUUAAAGAGGGGGUGUUAAGCGACUUUUUUUUUUACCAUUUUAUUAAGUUAUCUAGUGAUCUCUCCCGGCCCUAUCAGCAGCACGAUCCUAUUAAAAAAAACCAAAAAAAACUGAAACUUAUUACACAUUUUAAUGCGUAAUUUUUGGGAAACAUCUCAUUUUCAAAGCAAUAAAAGGUAAUAUUGUGUGCAGUUAAUGCCCCAUAGAAGUGUAACACCCCCUCUUUAAACUACAGGCUUAGCUAUAUGCACUCACAUAACUUCUGUUCAAAAAUUAGAGGUGCAUUAUGUAACUUUUCUGGUGGAGGGUCUGCCACUUGCUUGGAGAAGUUUAGAAUGUUCCACAGUAUGGCAUUAAUUCCAUCUAACUCCAAUGAGACAAACAGACCAGCAGGUCAAAUCUGUGGACAGUUAGAAAAAUUUAGGCUUUUUUAAGGUAUUUUAGAGCAAUGAAAAAAUGCCUAUAAUGAAAUAAAGUUUGCCUGAAAUGUUUAAUACUUCCAAACAAAGCUGGAGACACGCAGGUAGUGUACUCUCUUACAGAAAAGUUACGCAGUGGACCUUUUUUGCCACAACAAAAUGUCUAAACUAGUUCAAAGCAAUCUGCAAUAGUAAGUGUUUUCUACGUGCACUAUGAAUACAAAUCAGAGAAGCCCAAAUAGAUCUACAAAAACCUCGUUUGUCAAAGUUUACAUGUAUAUCCUGGCAAAGUCAUGACAGAACAGUAUUUUGUGCAUGUAGCUAUAGUCCUAAAGAACACUGCCAAUCAUAGAAGUACUGCUAAUGCACAUUGUUGUACGUGUCUGUUCUGCCUGUCAUACAUCAUCACUCUUAUAAGAGAGAAACCAAUACACUGCCCAAUAUUAACUUUUUUCCCCCUAAGAAUAUUGGCUAUUGUCUUGAUUACAGGGCGAUAAUAUUAUAUCACCUGAGUUCAGAUGGGUGUGACUGACAGGUGGAAUGUGGUAUCAAAACAAAUAUGGCUGCUUAAGAGGAAAAAAGAAAGGAAAAACUAUCACAGGGGACAUCACAGAUUUCGGUAUUGCAGAAUUUGGCAGAAUCAGUGAGGUGAGAGAAAUUUCAUUUGGUCCGAAUUGAUGACAAUAAGAUCCUUUGUUUCACAUGACCCUUGUGAGUUCAUAUUUCCGCAACCUGACAUUAAGUAAUACAGGAAUACAUAUAGAUAUUAACUGCCUAUGGUAACUUUGCAAAAAUGAUAAAAACCUGCAGCCAUCAGAGCCAUCAAAGUAUCAACAGAGUAUCAGCCACUGUUGCUUUGGAAUGUAAAAGUCACCCUCAGUCACCCUCUUAUAUUUACUGCCAUUUUAUAUGUUGAACUCAAAGGGUGGCAAAAGACUUUAGGAUUUGCACUGUGUAAAGUACUGAUGACUCAUAUGAACAGGGAAACUUACCACUGCCCACUGGAGCGUUGAACAACUCUUGUUUUUCGUGUUCUGUUCACAAUGCUAUCAUAAUUUUACUGAAUGUAUAAUAAUAUCAAGUUUGUCCCUGAUGGCUUGCUGUAAAAAGACACUGCAGGACAAUUUUGCACAUUUAACCUGCAAAGAAACUGCCAAACCCUAAGUUCUUACUGGCCAACAAAUAAUAUGAUCAUUUAAAGGUGUGCUGUGUAACUUUUGUGGUGUAGGGUCUGCCACCUGCUUGUCUACAUGGAAGUGUUAUUGCUUUAUCUGGAAUAUUCUACAGCAUGGUGGGCCAAGUUACAGGUCAGAUCUGUGGAAAGGCAGUGACCACGCUAACAGUAUAAACACAUGUAUUUCGAGGUAUAUUUGAGCAAUAAAAACAUCUGUAAUUAAAUAAAUGCAAAAAUGAUAAGUUGGUAUAUUCUUGAUAAAGCAAUACCUUCUCCAUGGAGAUGAGUGGGAAGUGGACUGUUCCUCAAGUCAUCUUUAAAUAUCUUUAAAUAAGGCCUAUCCAGCAAUCAUGUGCAGUCUACCACUUUAAGGAAUUCUACAGUCCAUUAGCUCAUAAACUCAAGCUUAGAGAGGCAUGAAGACUUCUGCCCACUCAAAUGCUCCAGAUUAAUUUGUAUAGAAUAACAAAAGCGACUUAUCCAAAAGCCUGAUGUCAAUUUCAACUGAGUAUUUCCUCAGUGAAACAAACACAAUCUUUUUUCUAUAACGUACUAUCACACCAAUGUCUUAAUGUUUUGUAGUUACUAAAGGGCUUUGGUUAAUUUGCUACAGUCAAACUGCCGUGGGCAAAAGUUCCACUAAAUAUAUCCAGUGUGCCUCCCUAAGUGAACACAAAAAUGAUACCAAAUAUAAAGGAAAAGACAAACCUUGUGAAGGUUCUUAUGGCGACCACAAGAUGGCAGCCAACCACAGCUGUUUUGCAUGAUUUUGUACUGCCACCUGUUUGAUACACUUUGAAAUACUUUGCAGCUGAGAUCAUCAACAUCUAACUUACUCAAAUUAGACUUUAAUCUGAUUUGUUUAAAACCAUUUUGUAUUUUUUCUUGACUUUUCAGGCAAUCUAAAAACUUAUCAGGUCAUGGUUGCUAAUAUGUGCAUUAUGUACAUGGUUACUGAUGAACAUUCUGCCAUAGACAUACAUGCAGUAUCCUACUUUCAGCAUGAUGUCACUGCAAAGUAUCAUUCAUUUUUAACUGGAUGUGAGCUACAACUGGGACUUUAAUGCAAAUGAAAAAGUGCAGACAUUAUAGGAUGGGAUGCUUCUUAAUGAAAUCUUCUGUAGGUACCAUUAACUGGCCCUAAUUGUGCUCGUGUCUCCAAAUCUCCAGUUGUCAUUUCACUCAGUGUGCAAAUGUUGCUAGCCAAACGAUAUAAAAAAAAUUAAAUGUAUAGAAAUAU